AUGAGCAGCCACGCCUCUCCGCUCAACCUCCUGGUCACCAGUGGCACUGAGACGGCUGUCGUCCCCGAGACCGUGACGGCCGUGCUGGGCAGCGGCACCCCGUCCGGGCCCCAGGCCAAGGCAGCCACGUCCACCCAGGCCAGGAGCAUUGCCGGGGUGUACGUGGAGGCCUCGGGCCAGGCCCAGCGUCUCUGCGCUGUCAUGAAGCAGGGUCUCCUGCCCUUUGGGCUCGGGCUGGCUCUGCUGGAGGCCCAGGCGGCCACCGGGGGCCGCACGGACCCCGGGCAGGGCCAGCUGCUCCUCGUGUCUGAGGCCCUGCGGCAGGGAAGGAGGUUGUGGACAGGGCACUGGGCUGGAACUGCGGAGGCCCAGCUGGCCACGGGGGGCCUGGUGGACCCCAUCCAGGGCGUGCGCGUGGCCGCUGAGCUGGCCUGCCAGCAAAGCCUCUUGGCCCAGGAGACAUGGUGUGGGCUGUUGGAGCUUGGGCCCGGCUCAAGUGCCCCAGGCUUCCUGGACCCCAACACGCUGGAGCAGCGGCCAUACCGGGAGCUGCUAGGCAGGUGUGUGCGGGCCCCCAGCACGGGGCUGGGCCUGCUGCCCCUCAAGAUCACUUUCCGUACGCUGAGUGGGGCACUGAGCUUGGCCGAGCUGCUGGAGGUGGGGGUCCUGGACGGGGAGACGGCCCGAGGCCUGCGGGAGGGCAGGCUGGCGGUGCCGGAUGUGGGUGCACGCACCGAGGUGCAGCGCCACCUGCAGGGCACCGGCGGUGUGGCAGGGGUCGUCCUGCUGCCUGCAGGGCACAAGAAGAGCUUCUUCCAGGCCACGGCCGAGCACCUGCUCCCCAUGGGCGCCACGCUUCCGGUCCUGGAGGCUCAGGAUGCCACCUGCAUGCUGGUGGACCCAGCCACCGGCCGGCAGCUGUGGGUGGAUGAGGCGGUCAGGGCAGGCCUGUUUGGACCAGAGCUCCACAGGCAGCUCCUGGCAGCAGAGCAGGUGGUGACGGGGUAUCAUGACCCCUUCAGUGGCACCCGAAUCCCCCUAUUCCAGGCCAUGAAGAGGGAGCUGGUGGACCGGCCUCUGGCGCUGAGGCUCCUGGUUGCCCAGCUGGCCACAGGCGGGCUAGUGUGUCCUGCCCGCAGGCUCCAGCUCCCCUUGGAGGCCACCCUGCACUUCGGCUGCCCGGACAAAGAGACUCGGCAGCAUCUCUCGCAGGCGGCUGGCUUCUCGGACCCCGGCAUGCAGGAGAGCCUCAGCUACGGGCAGCUGCUGGCCCACUGUGUCACCGACCCAGAGACGGGACUGGCCUUCCUGCCCAGCUCAGUGGGGAGCCCUGGAGAGGAGCCACAGGGGCCCCCGUUCACUGAGCACAGCACCCGGCAGGCCUUGAGAGCCGCCGUGGCCACCGUCUCCAUGGGCACGUUCCAGGGCUGGCCCGUGUCGCUCUGGGAGCUGCUGUUCUCCGAGGCAGUCCCCGUGGAGCAGAGGGUGACGCUGAGCCAGCAGCACAAGGACGGGGCCCUCUUGGCGGAGGAGCUGGCGGCUGCGCUGAGGGCCGCCCACGAGCAGGCUGCAGCCACUGCCAGGACCACCUUUGCUGGGUGAGGAUCC
Messenger RNA from Eubalaena glacialis (North Atlantic right whale), 1608 nucleotides. RefSeq names its product epiplakin-like. The coding region runs from base 1 to 1602 and encodes 533 amino acids. Gene Ontology annotation, molecular function: structural molecule activity; keratin filament binding. Gene Ontology annotation, cellular component: membrane; cytoskeleton; keratin filament. Lineage: Eukaryota; Metazoa; Chordata; Mammalia; Artiodactyla; Balaenidae. Gene Ontology annotation, biological process: intermediate filament bundle assembly; wound healing. The transcript has 2 exons. The record is from RefSeq and is a predicted model, not a curated record.